Messenger RNA from Linum trigynum, 2451 nucleotides. The record is from the annotation of a GenBank genome assembly. NCBI's taxonomy places the organism in Eukaryota, Viridiplantae, Streptophyta, Magnoliopsida, Malpighiales, Linaceae.
GUACCAUUCAACCUAUAAUCUGUUUUUUGUGGUUUGGUUUCACAAAUCAUAAUUAAGGGCGAAUGUAAAUACCAGGGAUGUCGGCUAAAGUUUGGUCCAUGGGCCUCUAAAGUGAUAGGGGCCCACUUAUAUGGGCUGAAAACCCAAACAACUGUCCGAGCUUUGGACAAAAAGAGAAGAUCACCCAACCUGCCCCGCUGGCAAAGAAAGAAUCGAAAAGGAACGAACUGGGAUUCCUCUGGUUUCUUCCUCCUCCCAUCUCCCGCGGCUCCAAAUCCCUAGUGGCGGUGGUGGUGUAGCUGUACCAGCUUCGUUGUCUCCGCCGUCGACCAAGGGAAGAGAUAAGGAUUUCUCACCCCGAGUUCUUGUGCCGCCAGCUGACGCGGAGCGCAACUGGGGACAGCCCUGUCAGCGCGAUCACCAUCGCCUUAAGGUCUGCUCUUCCCCCUUUCCAUCUCCUCUCAUGCACCAUACUGAAAUCGCUUCAAUUGCUGGGUAUGCUUUGGGAAGAUUUUUGGAAUUCGAAUUCCCUUCUCCUCGCUGGUAGUUUGAUUGCCUUGUCCAUUUCCUUGCGCUGAUUCCAUGUUCUGUUUUGACGUUUGUUUCCAGUAUUCAUGAUUUACUGGCUCAAUAGAUUAGUUGAUCUUAAAUCGCCGAGUCUUGGUUGCAAUUGGGUGCCUUAUAGCAUAAAUAACUAGAUUGUUGAUAUAAUUGCUAUGCUUGUGCGUUCUGCACCAGAAUCGACAAUGGUCAAAUUGAAAUCCUAUGUUUCGAUACUAACGAUUGGAUUGUGAUAGUCUCCAUUUUGUAAGAUACAUGUUCAUACUCAGUAUUCAAGCUAGCGCGUUGCCAGCUUAUUGUUUAGCCAACUGGGUUGGUUUUCUUGCUUCAAGGUGGUUUGGAGUGAAUGUUGUUAUGGAAGAGUAACUAGAUUGUGGACAUUAUCUGGAGCUGCAUACCACUUCUUUGUGAUUUUAUCACAACUGAGUGAGUUUCUGUAUGUGCACCUCUUCCUUCGAUCGUUUUGGAAACACCACAAAAUUCUACGUUACCGCUAGUGGAGAAUGAUUUGAAACAAACUUAGUUUUAAUAAUCUUAGACGCCUAGAUUCGUCUGAUGUUAAUCCUCACCCAAAAAACUGUAAUUCUUGUCUGCUGAUGCUCAUGGUUACUAUACAAGCUCUGUUUCAGCAUUUCUGAUAUGGUUUCUUUCACCAGCUAGUUCUGUUGGAGUCCUCAAACAACCGAAAUGGAUUUAUUGGAGAUAUGGGCGAUCUUUGGGCCAGGGGUGUCAGGUGCUGUUUUUGGAGCUGGGUGGUGGUUCUGGGUUGAUGCUGUGGUUUGCAGUUCUAUUCAGGUCUCAUUUGUGCACUACCUUCCUGGGAUAUUCGCAUCCAUCGCAGCUCUGAUGUUCAACUGUGUUAGGAAAGAGGACAUAGACUACUCUCCAUAUGACGAAGGCGAAUGGAGAUUGAAGCUGUGGCUCUUCUUUGCUUAUGUGGUGUCAUUUGUUUCCCUCGCGGCAUCGGUUGGUUUGUUGAUACAAGACUCGAUUGUCAAGGACGGGCCUUCGGUGUGGACUGGAGUUGCAGGUGUCUUGCAGUGUGUGUUUGUACUGAUCAGUGGAUUGAUUUACUGGACAUCACACUCGGAAUGAAAUAAGAAGGCAUCGCUGGCAGCUACCAAAUGAAUAUACCAUUUCAUCAUUUCUGUUAUGGAGUUGGAAUUGUUGAGUCAAGUUUGGUGUUUACUCUGAUAAGGUGAAUGCAAUCAUCAUUUUCUGUAAAUAUCUUGUAUGUUGCUUAUAUUCUGGCGCGACAUAGAUAGACCGUUGCAAGGUCAUGUUGCUUACUGUGAAGUUGUGACAAUUUGCUUUGAUUGAUGUUUGUUCAUAUGAGUCUGGAUCACUAUCGCUGCGUGUACCAUCAUACCACUGUACCAUGUUGCAUCACUAUCGCUGCAUGUUCAUAUCACGUUCUGGGAAAUGGUUCAGGAUCGUGUGCUUUCCGAAUUACAUUUCUUCGUAUGAUGGAUGAUGGUAUCCUAUUCCUCUCUCAGGAGCACACUGUGGAUGCAGGGCCAUCGAGGAUCCCGUCUUUUGGUUUAUCUAUCCACACCAGGGACAGUGGAUUCAUCUUUUCGUAGACUGCACUUCAGUUACUUGAUUAUGGCAUUAUGCAGUUACACUGAUUUGUUGGGUUCCAUGGUCUCGGUUUGAUGUUCGCUGUAUCAACAAUCUGCAGGUAAGCUAUGCUGAAUUGACCGGUUUCAUUAUGCUAUGUUUAGGCUUAUUUGGAAAUCGAGAUGCUAGGUCGUAUAAACAUAUCCAAAUUUGAAACUCAGCCUUUCAACACAGAUAAAUUCAGCAUUUAUGACCGCAGAAGUUGAUAUAAGAAUCGAAAGAAGACCAACAAAACAAGUAGCAACAGAAAAAUAAAAAGAUUUGCACUGU